Messenger RNA from Ostrea edulis (European flat oyster), 2574 nucleotides. Its product is annotated as cerebellin-2-like. The record is from RefSeq and is a predicted model, not a curated record. Gene Ontology annotation, molecular function: protein binding. Bases 103 to 960 code for a protein of 285 amino acids. The transcript is spliced from 2 exons. Lineage: Eukaryota; Metazoa; Mollusca; Bivalvia; Ostreida; Ostreidae.
UCGAGAUGCUGUCGUCUACAAUACUUGUCUGUGUUCCGUUUAUCUUUGCUUUUUCAUUCACGACGUUGGCGACCGAUCAAAUGUCCACAGCAAUGACAAACCAUGAGGGAGGAGAAGGGGGUCAUUAUACGUACCCUACAGGAGGAUAUAAAUAAUCUAAAAAUAGAACAGGCUUCAACUCUACACCAACUGUCAUCGACGCUUAGUCAUCUGUCUUCUACUUUGUCCCAAGUGGCCGAUUUACAGCAUGAACAGAACGCUCUUCGACAGGAGCUAAGGAAAGAACAAAAUCAGCGCCUCACGAUCCAGGAAGAAGUUAAUAGACUAAAAAGUAAAGGAUGUCAAUGUGACAAUUCAUCACGUAACAGUACACUUCUACCUCACGAUAUUCAGACUGUGAAAGAAGCGAUAACAUUUGAUUUACAGCUAGAAAUGAAACAGCAAAACGAUAGCAUCAUGAGUGAGAUGUCCAGGAUGGAAAAGGAUGUCAGAGACGUAAAAGCAAAGAUUAGAGCAACAGCCAUGACAAUAUCUGGGUUGGUCUCUUCAGUUUCAGAUCUUCAAACUCAAAUCUACUUUUCUGCCGGAACCAUUCGUGACGUUAACAAGCAGUGGAAGACAAAUGAGAUAAUUGUUUUUCCCCACGUCCUGGCGAAUGUCGGCGGAGGUUAUGAUGCAUCAUCCGGUGUCUUCACAGUUCCAAAAUCUGGCGUAUAUGUCUUAACGUGCUUUUUGUCGACACAUUCCAGCUCAAUGUACGCAAAGUUAAUUUUAAACGGAAAUCCUGUAGUUGGAAUCACGGCCGUAACAAACGAUGUCAGCGAUGUUGACACUGGGGGUAACGCAAUGGUGUCUCGAUUUCAACAAGAUGACAGAAUCUGGAUCCAAUUCUAUAUAGGACAUUUUUUAUGGACGAUGUCAGAUGCUUCAGUCUCAACUUUUUCCGGAUUUCUUCUUUAAAAAUUACAAAUUUCAAAAAUUCAAAACAUUAUCCUUAACAGAACUGUAGAAUAUGCAUAAAACGUCGUUUGAUUCAACAAUGUACAGCUAUGGACCAGGUACAAGGACAAUAACUGUCUAGUUUGGUCUGAAAAUAUUUUGCCUGACUUUGAACACUAAGUACAAUUGAAAUAUUCGACGAUCAAACAAAACAUGCAAGCAAAGGAAAUGCCAUACAUAUACAUACAUUUUUAAGUGUUUUAAAAUAUAUUAUUUCAUUUUCAUAUUUUAUGUCGAGUGGACCACUAAAUCUGCUUUUGUUCGAACAUCUACUGGGUAAAUACAUCUUUAUUAUGCCGAACACAGAUUACAUGUAUUGUAUACAUAUAUUAUGUUCCACACUUCAAUAUACCUUAUGGUUAAUGACAGUAAUAAAAGCAUCUCAGUACACCACAACGGUAGACACCAAGUGGAAAACACGCAAACAAAACAGCAUUAACUACAAAAAUACACUGUUAUAACAAAGUAUAUUUUGACACACCGGAAUACUCUAUGAAGGUCUAUACCGUCGACAAGGAAAUCCUAUAAAUAAAAACAAAAUUGUAAUUUUUUUGUAAAAUUGUUUGAAAAUAUUAUGUCAAUUCUCAUGUACAUCCGCGACCAAAAAGUUAUAAGUAAGCAAAAAUGAGUGACGGAAGGCAUACUAUAAAACCUGGCCUGGCCCCAUUGGCCUGGCCUGGCCUCAAAAUUGGCCUGAUCCCAAUUUUGGCCUCUAAUUAUGCUCCAUCCCAAAUUUUGGCCUCGCCUCAAAAGUAUAUAAAUGUAAUUAGUAUAAUUAACAUUUUCUUUGUUAUCAAAUGAGUUAAAAAGUGAGAUAUGUUUCCCUACUGCCCUUUCCCUCAAUCCAUAUUACUAUAUAUAACAUAUAGUACUAUAUAAUUUAAACAUGCAUGCAUACUAUACCUGUCUAUCACUUUUGCUGUAUUGGGAUUGGAUAUGAUCAAUUUGAGGGUUUCAGAUGGUUUGAUCAUCCAGUGUAUAUUGCCAUUUUUAUCUUCAUUCUGCAAAGGAAUAGUGAUAAAUUUCUGAUAAUAUAAAGUAACAAAAAAACAAGGGACGUUAUUUGCCAAAAUUGGCCGCGCUUCAAAAACCGAUGAUAUUUUGCAGGUAGAAAGGUGAUAAUUUUCUCGUUUCAUUCAUAUAUAACAUGUACCAUUUACUUGUUGCUGAUAUUGAGAAAAUAAUGCUACAAUAUUGCAUUGUUAACUCUGAAGCUAUCUUUCGACGGUCGCUUUUUCGGAACGACGUCAUCGAUCUUAUAGGAUUUGCAGUCGCCUGAUUCUUCUAGAAUAUUUUUCUAAAAGUUACAAUUUUAACUUUUCAUAUAAAAAUACUCAUUGAGAUCAAAGACUAUUGAAAACUGGCAUGCUAUGGAAAAUACAUUAUUCAUUUACAUCUAACUUUAUUGUGGUCAUAGACAUUUUGCGGAAGAAUUUUAUGUUAAUUAGAGUGAGGAAAAUAAUGCGUUUAUUUGUCAAAAAUUGUUGAGUAGAACGCAAUCAUAUUUUCGAAGGUGCUGUUCAAUGUCCUCCUAUUCAAAUGAAAUAUGGAAAAUAAAAUGGCUCUUGAAUUUUC